This is a messenger RNA of Leucoraja erinaceus (little skate), 2369 nucleotides long. RefSeq names its product eukaryotic translation initiation factor 2D (gene eif2d). Lineage: Eukaryota; Metazoa; Chordata; Chondrichthyes; Rajiformes; Rajidae. The record is from RefSeq and is a predicted model, not a curated record. The transcript has 15 exons. Gene Ontology annotation, biological process: formation of translation preinitiation complex; translational initiation. Gene Ontology annotation, molecular function: translation initiation factor activity. The coding region runs from base 104 to 1951 and encodes 615 amino acids.
GACCGGGCCGCGGGUUCCGCCCGGAGCGCGGACACAAGAUGGCGGCGCCGUGAGGUGACGGUUGGAGGAGCCGGCGGGGGGAAGAAGCACCAACCGAGGGACGAUGUUCGCCAAGGGUUUCCGCGUCAAGUCCAACAGCGCGAUCAAGGGCUCGGACAGGAGGAGGCUCAGGACGGAAAUCCAAACUUCAUUCUCGUUGUCUGCCAAUCAACUAUCAUGUCUCCUGCCCAGCAAGGAGGAUGUGAAUGUGGUGAAAAUCUAUUUGCAUAAAGGAGAAUCCGUGACUGUCUAUGUUGUAAAUAAAAACCCCAUCUUCUUUGAAAUGAACAAGAGAAUCUAUCCUACAGUCUAUACCCUGUGGUCGUAUCCGGAUAUGCUGGUUUCGUUCACCACCUGGCCAGCUGUUCUACCAAAGCUUGUCGGAGGAGCAGAUCUGAUGCUGCCCGGAGUGAUCCUGCCACCACCUGGUCUUCCCGUGGUACUGCAGGGAGAUCUGUGUGCCAUCAACCUUGUGGGAAACAGAGCCCCCGUGGCGAUCGGCUUGGCCAACAUGUCGACAGCAGAGAUGCUUGCGGCUGGAAUGAAAGGGAGAGGCCUCACCAUCCUCCAUGCAUACCUGGACCAGCUGUGGGCGUUUGGGGAGAAGAUGCAUCCACCUGUGAUCGUGCGUGAGCUCAGUGACCAGCAGGAGGGGGAGGAGGAGGAGGAGGGGAUGACUGAAGCAGUUGGCGUGGGGAAUGGGGCGGUGAACCUGCCCGUGACGGUGUCGGACGCAGACGCGGACACUCCAGACCUGGGUGAUCUGCGUCUAGACGUGGAGACGGAGCAGGAAGGGGUGACCUCGCGGGCGAGCCAGGCCGGGGCUGGAGCCGGGGACGAUGGUGUGGACGACCCAGAGACUCUUUCCUUGGCGCAAACGUCCACCGAUGCCGGGAGUGCGCGGGAGGCUGCACACGCCGUCGUCACCACGCCCGCACAGAUGGACGAGCUGCUUCACCAGUGUUUCCUGCACGCGCUGAAGCGUAAAGUGAAGAAAGCAGACCUGCCGCUGCUCACUAGCACCUUUCUGAAGAUGUACAUGUACCCAUGUUGCCCUGAAGGCAGAAGCGUGGACAUCAAGAAGUCAAGCUACAAGAAGCUCUCCAGGUUUCUCCAGGCCAUGCAGCACAAGCAGAUCAUCCAGAUGAGGGAAUUCUCCAAAGGAGUGGAAAGCAUCGCAGUUGUGAACUGGCACCACACAGAACUGAGGUCCUUCACGGUUCCUGAGGAGGCCCCAGGUGAUGAGACGCCGCAGGCUGCGAGUGAGACCGAGGUGGUCUACCAGCCUCCGGAGAUCUGCUCCUACUACAGCAUUCCCAGUAGACUGGUUCCCUUGUUUCAGCACGCGGGACUCAAAAAAGAUGCCGAACUCUCCAGUGUCGAUGUUAAAAAUAUCGUCACAGAUUACGUCAAAUCCAAUGAGCUGAUAGAUGACUGCAAUAAAAAUUACGUAAUUAUUAAUCCCACCCUGUGUGACUGUGUAUUGGAACCAUCGGAGUAUCACAAUGUGUCCAAACUCAAAUGGGAUGACCUCUUUACCAGAUGCUUGCAGAGGCUGCAGAAAUGUCACCAAGUGACGUUCCCAGGGCAGAGGCCAUUCGUUCGGAAGGGGGACAUCAAAGCAAUUAUCAUUGAUGUGGCCCAGCGUGCAUCCAACAAGAAGGUAACUUUGAUCAAAAACCUGGACGUGUACGGCAUCGAUGCUCAGACGUUUGGAAACCUCCUCCAGCAGCGAGCUCAGGCCAGCGUGACUUACAACACGGCCCCUGGGACAAAGGACAAACUGGACCUGCAGAUUCAAGGCAACCAGGUCCACCACAUCGCCAAGAUCCUCACAGAGGAAUACAAGAUCCUGUCGAAAUAUAUCGAGGGCUUGGAUAAGGCCCCAAAAGUUGGCAAGAAGAGGAGGUGACGUUGAAUCAUCCAACCGCAGUAACGGCCGUAAGCAGCUGCCGGCAUCAGUCUCGUACAGAACUCUUUCAAUAAUGAUAUCCAGCAGCCGGUGAAACACGGAGAUGUUACCCGUCCCGCCCAGUUACUCCGGCUUUCUGUGUCUAUCUUCGGUUAAGAACCCAGCUUGGUGUUUGCAGACUCGUCCACUGGAAGAAGCAGUCUGGAAAGCACCAGGAUUCACCGACAGCUGCCCAAACCUGGCAGGGGAUGGAGUGAUUUGUGUUUGCUCCAGGCAGGGCAAGAUAGUUGGUGACCCACAGCCCGCUGUGUCCAAUAUUCUUCAGGGGACGUCACUGCUGGAGAAAAACUCAUUGUGCAAAGCUCUUGAGGUGAAGGGCACCGUUAACUUGGAAUUGCAAUAAAAAACCACAGACACU